AUCCCACAGGAAAUUAAUUUAUUUUUCACGUUUUUAUAUUUUGUCACUGCGAUUUAUUUUCGUUUCCACCUAGCACAUUCUAAAAAUUGAUACGCUGCAAUCUGUUGUGCAUGGUGUUGAUGGUGUAAAGCAGCGUGUUUGAACACGAUCGGAGCCGUCAUGCUGCAGGGCCUCGCGCUGCGAUACGCCAGCAGGCUGCAGGCCUGCGUCGCCCGUGUGCACCCCGUCAGGACGUCCGCGCGGCCGUUUGCGCUGUUCUCCUCGCGAUUUGCGGAGUCCCAUGGGCACGGGACGGGGCAGGGCAGUCAGCACGAACAUCAGACCGGCGGCCACGAUGAUCACCACCACGACCACCACCACGACGAUCCCUACGCCAGCUGGUACGAGGAUCCGCCCAGCAACCUCGUCUUCCGCUCCUCCCGCCUCAAAAUACCCUUCUACAUCGGCAAACCCCCGGAGAUGAGCUACCGUGUGCCCUGCAACACGGACCACUGGCAGAUGCACUGGCAGGGCUGGAUGAUCGGCGUGCUGAUGUGGUGGUCCAUUUUGUAUGGAUUCUUCUCCGAACCGGAGCAUCUUUUUGGCCACUAUCACCAACCGGAUCGUCGGCAGUGGACGGACGAGGAGCUGGGCAUUCCGCCGCUGGACCAGUUCCCGCUGGAUCCGCCGCCCUUCCGCGCGGAGCCCUUCGUUCCGUCACGAUAAAAACGGGCUAAAGUAGAACGGGCUGUGUUUUCUGUAGAUUAUGCUAUGCAGGUUUUGUCGUCUCGUCGGAUAACGAUGCACUGGAUUCGUGUCUGUUAUAGCUGUUUUCUUUUUGCUGGAUUAUGACGAAUUAUAUCGCGGAAUGCGGCGGGAAAAUUCAGUAGAUUAUUUCGCAAGUUGCAUAGUGUUUAUUAUUCAUUGAAUAGAAAUUUCCAUUCAAACAAGUACUCGCAUAGCUUGCAUUUCGUGCAUCCGAAAUUCCGAAUGUAGUAAAUGUAUAAAGACAAUGAAGACUGACAAUCGA
Molecule: messenger RNA, 1009 nt
Organism: Paramacrobiotus metropolitanus
Lineage: Eukaryota; Metazoa; Tardigrada; Eutardigrada; Parachela; Macrobiotidae
Exons: 3
Coding region: 160-705 (181 amino acids)
Cellular component (GO): mitochondrial inner membrane
Source: RefSeq, a predicted model, not a curated record